Messenger RNA from Strongylus vulgaris, 501 nucleotides. The record is from the annotation of a GenBank genome assembly. NCBI's taxonomy places the organism in Eukaryota, Metazoa, Nematoda, Chromadorea, Rhabditida, Strongylidae.
AUGGAUGAAAUCGCCGAAGGGCAAACUGUGACAUUCAGCGCAGAUCAAUCAACGAUUUCUGUAAAAGCUCCAACGGUUCCAGAAGCUGAUAAAAUGCUUCGAAGGAUUUCAUACGUCAACACACAGGAAAGCCCAGUUCCUGGACAUCGGCCGUGGACAGUGGAGACAACAGUAGAGUGCAAGGGAGGAAAACAACUCACUCUACCUUCCUCAAAGGGUUACAUUUUUGUUGAACAAGAAGCCGAUCCAGUACUAUCACUCUCUGGCUCCGUGAUCCUAAACAUCGACCAACACUCCGUCAAAGUUGGCACACCGAUGAUUUCCGAUAUCCAAAUCACUGUCAGCCAGCCAGAAGGCGAUGGUAAAAUGAAGGACGUGACAUCGUCGCAUAUGCUGGAUUAUUGUAAAGUGCAUCUGAAGCCUUCGAGGGACAUGGAUCUGGAGUACUUUUCCUCACCAGCAUCGUUGAUUGCCGCGCUUCAGAUCGAUUUUGAACACGAC